Messenger RNA from Drosophila navojoa, 1437 nucleotides. It is a transcript of the gene sit, whose product is annotated as ELOVL fatty acid elongase stuck in traffic. The record is from RefSeq and is a predicted model, not a curated record. Lineage: Eukaryota; Metazoa; Arthropoda; Insecta; Diptera; Drosophilidae. Gene Ontology annotation, cellular component: endoplasmic reticulum membrane. Gene Ontology annotation, biological process: very long-chain fatty acid biosynthetic process; fatty acid elongation, monounsaturated fatty acid; fatty acid elongation, polyunsaturated fatty acid. Gene Ontology annotation, molecular function: fatty acid elongase activity.
UUUUAUACAUAGCAGCGCACAAAUCGGCGUAGCAGUUCAGUACGCGUACAAGUCUCGUGGGUAGCGGAUGCCAGCAGAGAACACUGGACGAAAACACGUUCGCUUCGAGCGCUUAGCAGAUUUUUAAAUUUCACACAAACAAGCAGCAACUUCAAAGACACCAACAACAACAACAACAAGAACAAUACUGAGAUAGACAACAACCAGCAGAGGAAGUCAAUAAAACGAAUUUAAAAAUGGCGGCCGUCAACGCAACACAAACGGACUAUUGGAACUUUCUGUUCAUCGAGCUGGCAGAUCCCCGCACCAAUGACUGGUUUCUGAUCAAAUCUCCACUGCCUCUGCUCACGAUUCUGGGCCUCUAUUUGUACUUUGUGCUGUCGUGGGGUCCGCGCUUUAUGCGCGACCGCAAACCCUUCAAGCUGGAGCGCACGCUGCUGGUGUACAACUUCUUCCAGGUGGCGCUCAGCGUCUGGAUGGUGUACGAGGGCGUGGUCAUUUGGCAGUAUUACAGCUGGCGCUGUCAGCCGGUCGAUUGGUCGCGCACGCCCAAGGCGUACCGUGAGGCGCGCGUCGUCUACGUUUACUAUCUGGCCAAGAUCACCGAGCUGCUGGACACGAUCUUCUUUGUGCUGCGCAAGAACGAUCGACAGGUGACAUUCCUGCACGUCUACCAUCACACGGUCAUGCCCAUGAUCAGCUGGGGCACAUCCAAAUACUAUCCGGGCGGCCAUGGCACCUUCAUUGGCUGGAUCAACUCCUUUGUGCACAUCAUCAUGUACUCCUACUACUUCCUCUCGGCCUUCGGACCCCAGAUGCAAAAGUAUCUCUGGUGGAAGAAGUACAUCACCAACCUCCAAAUGAUCCAGUUCUGCUGCGCUUUCAUUCAUCAAACGCAGCUGCUGUACACCGACUGCGGCUAUCCGAGAUGGUCCGUCUGCUUCACCCUGCCCAAUGCUGUCUUCUUCUACUUCCUGUUCAAUGACUUUUAUCAGAAGUCCUACAAGAAGAAGCAGGCGGCGGCCAAGGCCGAGGCUGAUGCCAAAGAGAUCACUAACAAAAACAACAAUAACAAAGACAAAAACAACAAUAACAACAACAACAACAAUGAAAGCUGUGCCAAGAAUCUGAAUGCCGCCAUAGCCACAAAUGCAGCACAGCAAAAGAAGGUGCUGUAAGGCAGCUAGGAAAAUACUCUAACUCAAUAAUCUCGAGCCCCUCCAACACACACACACACACACACGCACACACAUGCACACACAGAUAUACUUAAUGGAAUUCACAUAGAAUACAUUUUUUUUUAGUUAUAUAUUUGGGAACUCUAAGUCUAUGGAGCGGGCGUUGUUCUAUGCACAACUUUGUUGACUAAUUUGUUAAGUAAGCCGCCGCCAAAAAAAAAAGAAGAAGAAAAAAAAAAUUUGAAAAAAAAAACUGAAC